Molecule: messenger RNA, 309 nt
Organism: Peronospora matthiolae
Lineage: Eukaryota; Oomycota; Peronosporomycetes; Peronosporales; Peronosporaceae
Source: the annotation of a GenBank genome assembly
AUGAAUUUUGGAGGUUUAAUGAACGGCGGCGCUGCGUCAAGCGCUUCGCAGCAGUCGUCCCAGCAGUCGCAGCUCAUGAUGGCAAAGGUCGAAAUGGCCUCUUACGCGGAUCUGUUCGAGCGCCUGUCACGCGUGUGCUUCCACAAGUGCAAGUUCAAGUACAACGACGGCCAGCUCAACGUGGGCGAGAUGAGCUGCAUCGACCGCUGUGCGGGCAAGUACAUGGAAGCCUACAGCUCAUUGGGCGUCAAGAUGGCGCAGGUGGAGAAGGACAUCAUGGACCAGGCUGGAGCUGGUGUUCAGCAAUAG